AUGUUGGAGGACGAGCCUAUAAAUAAUCCACCAUCGAAUCACGCGUGUUACAAACGUUUCCGGAGAAGAAUUUGUCGGGGUCACGGAAGUGAUGGAGCACCGCUGGCCAGUACUCCGUUAGCCACUGGGCGGUGCUGUUCUCCCUGCUAUGAGUUUGACACAGUCCGUCAAAGGUUGGCCAUGGACUCUCCACCGAGGGAUUCAACAACCGAAACAACACAAGACGUCACAAAUAAAAGUCUGCAAGAAUGGAACCAAAAUGGCGGCACUCACCUCCAGCCCUUUGCAGUACUGAGUCGAGAGUCUCUUGAGCCACAGAGCAAGGCGGCCAUGAAAUUAGCUGCUCCCUCGCUGCUCAACGACUACUACUCAAACCUCCUGGCCUGUAGCUGCACUGGUUUGAUCGCCCUGGCCCUGGGCUCCGACGUCUAUCUGUGGAACUCAGAAACACAGUCCCUGGAGGGGCACGUGCAUCCAGCACAAGGCUCAGCCCCACACAGCCUGCCUGGGAGGGCCGGUCGGCCGAGGCAGGCCGUCUCCUCUCUCUGCUGGAGUGUAGACGGCAGACUGCUAAGCAUCGGGACCAGGCAGGGGCUGAUACAGGUUCAGCUGUGGGAUGUAGAGACAAAGAUCACCCUGGGGUGUUUGAGGCCGCAUCUGUCCGGGGUGGGCGCGCUUUCCUGGAAGCAGAACCUUCUCAGCAGUGGGUCUGUUCUGGGACGCAUCCACCACCACGACCUGCGGGUCCCCUCUGCCCUGGUGGGCGCGGCGGACCAGCAGGCCGGCGUGUGCAGCCUGCAGUGGUCCCCCGGAGAGGACCGGCUGGCCAGCGGCUCCAAGGACGGCCGUCUCUCCGUCUGGGACGGGGACGUCGCGGCGGCGGCGGCGAGCCAGACGGCCAAGCCGCUGCGACCUCCCCUGGUGACGAUGAAGCAGCCCAGCGCCGUCAAGGCGAUGGGAUGGUGUCCGUGGCAACGGCAUGUGAUUGCUACAGGAGGAGGCUGGCGGGACGGAGAGCUGAGAAUAUGGGACACCCAAUCAGCCUCAUGCGUCAACUCUUACGCAACAAACUCCCAGAUCUGUUCCCUGCUGUGGGCGGAGGAGAAGAGGUCACUGGUGUGUGGUCACGGUCUCCCCCACCACAACAUCAGCUGCUGGGCUGCUGACAAUCCAACCUCCCUGGACAGGAGCCACCAGCUGAAAGGUCACACAGACCGAGUCCUGCACUUGGCCAUGAGUCCAGCCUCUGCUUCCAGGCUUUUCUCUGCCGGAGCAGACAAACGUGUUCACGUCUGGAGCCUGUAGACCUCCACUAGGCACACAGCUCUUCCCCUGAGGGGAGAGCUCACUGUCGAGGAGGCAGACCUCAAACUGCAUGGCACUACUGGGCCUUCUGUUGACACAAGUACUUUAUUAUUGGAGCUGAC
Messenger RNA from Gadus chalcogrammus (walleye pollock), 1427 nucleotides. Its product is annotated as cell division cycle protein 20 homolog B-like. The transcript is spliced from 10 exons. Gene Ontology annotation, cellular component: anaphase-promoting complex. Lineage: Eukaryota; Metazoa; Chordata; Actinopteri; Gadiformes; Gadidae. Gene Ontology annotation, biological process: positive regulation of anaphase-promoting complex-dependent catabolic process; positive regulation of ubiquitin protein ligase activity; anaphase-promoting complex-dependent catabolic process. Gene Ontology annotation, molecular function: anaphase-promoting complex binding; ubiquitin ligase activator activity; protein binding. The record is from RefSeq and is a predicted model, not a curated record. The coding region runs from base 1 to 1305 and encodes 434 amino acids.